GGUGUAUUUCUGUACAGGCAUUGUUUUAGACUGCUGUAGCUUAGGUCCUUCUACUGGAGGUGACAUUCAGUCCGCUAGUAGGAUCCUGUCUUCUACGUGCUCCGUAAAGUCACGUCAUGGCACAGGCAGCGCAGAAACUGGUCGCCAAAGUACCAACUUUGGUUAGCGCCGCUGUCUCCUACUCCAAACCUCGGCUUGCAAGCUUCUGGUAUUACGCUCGCGUUGAACUUGUUCCACCCAGCCCAGCCGAGAUCCCCAAGGCCAUCGAGGGGGCAUCUAACCUGGUCAAGGCCUUCCAGUCUGGACGUCUCGGACAAACAACAGUGAAGGAUGCUCUAAGGAAUGGGCUGGUGGCCACUGAAGUGCUGAUGUGGUUUUACAUUGGAGAAUGCAUCGGCAAAGGAGGAAUUAUUGGUUAUGAUGUCUGAACUUAAUUGUCAUUAUUUCUGCAACAAUAAAAAUAUGUCUAUUACGUACAAA
Nerophis lumbriciformis (worm pipefish) is the source of this 480-nucleotide messenger RNA. It is a transcript of the gene atp5mg, whose product is annotated as ATP synthase, H+ transporting, mitochondrial F0 complex, subunit g. NCBI's taxonomy places the organism in Eukaryota, Metazoa, Chordata, Actinopteri, Syngnathiformes, Syngnathidae. The record is from RefSeq and is a predicted model, not a curated record. Gene Ontology annotation, biological process: proton motive force-driven ATP synthesis. Gene Ontology annotation, molecular function: proton transmembrane transporter activity.